Messenger RNA from Gastrolobium bilobum, 2771 nucleotides. Its product is annotated as probable LRR receptor-like serine/threonine-protein kinase At1g05700. Gene Ontology annotation, molecular function: ATP binding; protein kinase activity; protein binding. The coding region runs from base 1 to 2640 and encodes 879 amino acids. The record is from RefSeq and is a predicted model, not a curated record. Gene Ontology annotation, biological process: protein phosphorylation. Lineage: Eukaryota; Viridiplantae; Streptophyta; Magnoliopsida; Fabales; Fabaceae. The transcript is spliced from 13 exons.
AUGAUGGGAAUGUUACUGCAUUUUCUUUUUGUAUUGCUUGGGGUCCUUGCUAUUGUGGUUCUGGUUCAAGCUCAGGAUCAAUCAGGAUUCAUUAGCAUAGAUUGCGGGCUACCUGAAGAUUCAAGCUAUACUUCGAAGAACACAGGCAUAAAUUACAUUUCAGAUGCUAAAUUCAUUGAUAGUGGUGUAAGUAAGAGAGUAUCACUAGCAUUGCAGGGUACUCUUUAUCGGCAGCUAGAUUAUGUGAGGAGCUUUCCCAGUGGGGUGAGAAACUGUUACAGAAUAAAUGUAACCAGUGGUACUAAAUAUUUAAUCCGAGUCACUUUCUAUUAUGGAAACUAUGAUGGGAAGAAUCAGGUCCCACAAUUUAGUCUUCAUCUAGGAGCUAAUUUUUGGAACACAGUGACAUUCCCCAAUGCAUCACUCUACUAUAGCAGGGAGAUCAUUUACUCUCCGCCACUAGAUUAUAUUCAUGUGUGUCUGGCUAACACAGGCAAUGGGACACCAUUCAUUUCAGCUAUAGAAUUGAGGACUUUGAAAAAUGAUACUUAUGACACUAACUCAUCUGCAUCAUUGGAACGCUUCCUAAGAUUGAAUUUAGGUUCCAUCACCAACUUGGAAUCCAGGUACAAAGAUGAUGUUUAUGACCGCAUCUGGUCACCUUUUACACUCUCAGAGUCUACACCAUUAAGCACCGCUCUGAGCCCUGAUGAACUAUCUCUGAAUGAGUAUAAACCACCAGCAGUUGUCAUGAGCACUGCCAUUACUCCAGAUAAUGCCAGUGCUCCUCUUAACUUCUCUUGGGAUCCGAAUAAUGUAAAUGACCAAUACUACAUCUACAUGCACUUUAAUGAGGUUGAAAAGCUGGCAGCAAAUGAAACUAGAGCAUUCAAUAUCACCAUGAAUGGCAAGCUUUUUUAUGGACCUAUGGUACCUGCAUACCGGAGCACAAAUACCAUAUUUAGUAGGUCAGCUUUGACUAGAGCCACAAGGUAUCAAUUUUCUCUUUUUCAGACAGAGACUUCUACUCUUCCACCCAUCAUCAAUGCCCUUGAGAUUUAUACAGUAAAAGAUUUCUCACAAUCAGAAACUGAACAAGAUGAUGUUGAUGCUAUCACAAACAUCAAGAACUCUUAUGGGGUGGCUAGAAAUUGGCAAGGAGAUCCAUGCUCUCCUGUAGGGUACCUGUGGGAAGGUCUAAACUGUAGUUUUGAUGGAGAUAACCCCCCAAGAAUCACAUCCUUGAAUUUGUCUUCAAGUGGACUGACCGGGCAGAUAGCAUCUUCCAUUUCCAAGCUCACCAUGUUACAGUACUUGAAUUUAUCAAACAAUAGCUUAAGCGGGCCAGUGCCUGAUUUUCUGACACAACUGCAGUCACUAAAAGUCUUAAACUUGGAGAAUAACAACCUUACAGGUUUUGUUCCCAGUGAACUCCUUGACAGAUCAAAUAAAGGUUCACUGUCAUUGAGCGUGGGGAAAAAUCCAAAUCUAUGUGACUCAGCUUCAUGCAAUCCACAGACAGACAAAAAUAGCAUAGUUAUUCCUGUAGUAGCAGCAGUAGCUGGGAUUUUGGUGCUUCUUGUAAUUGCAGCAGCAGCUGUCAUUUGUAGCCUUAAAAAGAGAAAACCACGAGAGCCUAAUACUCCAAAUGGAACACAAUUGGAAUCCAAGCAAAGACAAUAUACAUUCAAUGAUCUUGUUAAGUUCACCAACAACUUUGAAAGAGUUCUUGGUAGAGGUGGAUUUGGAACAGUUUAUCAUGGCUUUAUUGAUGACACUGAAGUAGCUGUCAAGAUCCUUUCCCCAUCAGCAGUACGAGGAUAUCAACAAUUUGUAUCCGAGGUUAAACUUCUGAUGAGAGUUCAUCAUAGAAAUCUGACUUCCCUUAUUGGGUAUUGCAAUGAAGAAACCAAUAUAGGGCUCAUCUACGAAUAUAUGCCAAAUGGAGACCUGUAUGAACUUCUUUCAGGAAAAAAUAGCAUGCCAAAGUUCUUGACAUGGGAAGACAGACUCAGAAUAGCAGUGGAUGCAGCCCAAGGACUGGAAUAUUUACAUAACGGUUGCACACCACCUAUAAUCCACAGAGAUGUGAAAAGUACAAACAUUUUAUUAAAUGAAAAUUUCCAAGCAAAAUUGGCUGAUUUUGGACUAUCCAAAAGCUUUCCCACUGAUGGGGGCACACAUUUGUCCACUGUUGUUGCUGGAACUCCUGGUUAUCUGGAUCCUGAGUAUGGCAUAUCAAACAGGUUGACAGAAAAAAGUGAUGUUUACAGCUUUGGAGUUGUUCUGUUGGAGAUAAUCACAAGUGAACCAGCUAUAAUAAAUAUGAAUGAGAAUGAGAAGACUCACAUAAGUCUGUGGGUUAGCUCCAUGGUUUCUAAAGGAGAUAUAAAACAUAUUGUUGACUCAAGAUUACAAGAAGAUUUUGACACUAGCUCUGCCUGGAAAGCGGUUGAAACAGGAAUUGCUUGUGUGUCCACUAAUCCUGCUAAAAGGCCAAACAUGAGUGAUGUAGUGACCGAGCUAAAGGAGUGUUUGGCCACAGAAUCAGCUCGAAAAAAUACUGGUCGUGACACUGAAAACAAAGAUUCAAUUGAGUUGGUCACUGUGACUUCUGAACUUGUUCCCCUAGCUAGGUAGUACCUUCUUGAUGCUAACAACAAUAUUUCUGUAAACAGUGGUGUGUUUCAAUUUCUGUUUGAUGUAAUGCACUAGUUUUUCUUCUGGUGUCUUGUAAAUUGCACCAAGCAACUAUACUAUGAUCACAAACA